GCAAACAACGUGCGCUUUCUGGUCCCUCCGUCAUUCUCCUUGUCUCUCUCCUUGUCCUUGAGCUCCCGUCCAACACAAACCUCAUUCACAUGUGCUUGCGUUGAUAAUGAAGAUGCACCAACUAACCAGGCCAAGCCCAGAGUAGUAGCACUUUAGUUUUUACAAAGGCGCGGAGACUUCCUUUCUUCGCUCGUGUCGACAGGGGUUGGUUGCUGGGCACCGUGGGGUAGCGAGUGUCAGUCUAUUGCGAUUGCGCAAGCUGCGAUCUGAGAUUGAGUUUUGGGCGCAUGGGUGAGGGCAGUGUGGAAGCGUCGAGACAAAAAGCGAGAUGCUAAGAAUAGUCUGCAAUAUGUUUUGUAUCCACCCACUUUUCUCCCCUCCGAUCACGUCACUUUCCCAAUCUAUAUUGUCUCAGGGUGCCUGGUGUUGGCUGUUCGUUUACACACCUCGCGGUUUGAUUCUUUGUUCUGGUUAAGUUGCGGCUUGGUGUUUCGGCAGGGAGUUUGGAGGUUAGCGAGAGAGGUGUGUGUGUGCUUGUGUUGGAGACGGUGGUGUUGCUCCCCCACAUUCAUGACGCGGUGUUGUGGGGCGGUAGCGUUGAGCCGGAGCGUGGACGGUGAGGGGUGAGUGCCAGGGGACGAGGCGUGAGAUCCUCGUAGGGUUGGGUUGGGUUGGGUUGUGGAGAGUGGAGGGUUGGAAGUGAGAGUGCCGGGGGACCAUGGCUAGGGAUGCUGUCGCAGUUGACUUCAUGGGGAUAGGGGAACGCAGGGGUGGUGUUAGUUAUGACGACAACGAGGAGAGAGUGCGUCUCGUGAGGCCUGUUCCCACUGUGCCAGAGGAUCGCCAGGGGCAGUCGAGGACAUGGCCCGGUGCUGAAGAAUGGCGGAACCCCGGAGACAGAGAUGCCAGUCCCUUCACUCAAAGGCUUCCUGCCUUACAUCGGAGUCCCUGGAGCCGACUGCCUAUUGCAUCCAGAUUUCAGUCAGACGAGGAAAACUCAAGCAAAGCUAUGGUCUCGCCCAAACGGGAAAAAGAUUUGAAAGAAGGCCUACCGACUGGACAUCAGCAAUCUUUCUCGGCGUGGGACAACUCGACCCCAGGAAACCCGUCUUAUCAUCCUACGGGUUCCUCAAGCCGAUACGAAGAGUUUGUUCGGAUGCAGCAGCAUUUGCAAGCUCGAAAGGCAGCGGUCAUGCACGCUGACCAUCAACAGGCGCCACGGUGUGUGCAGAACGCAGGUGCCCGAACUUCGCCGUUCAGAGAUGAAGCUCAGCGAGGUGCUCAACCAUCGGAUCGCUUAGGUCCAGAGCACCUCACAACGCAGCCUCACGCACCCUCAAACCAAAGUGGACUGGGGAGUCCAGGACCAUUUCAUGGCAGGGGGUCCGGAACUGCGUUUACCGGCAGAAGAAUCCCAUUCCAAGCCGGAAACCUAUCGAACCAUGUAGUGAGGCGUGGUGGAACUGGCGCGAAGCCUCGCACAGCACAGCUCACCAUUUUUUAUGCAGGCAUGGUGAACGUCUAUGAUGACGUGCCUUUUGAUAAGGCUCAAGCUAUCAUGCUUUUAGCUGGCAGUGGAAGCACAUGGUCUUCCAACAAUAUGGGCCAUCGUGGAAGUGGUCCUGCACGUCCAUUUUCUGCUCCCACGGCAGUGCCUCAGCCCACACCGUCUACACCUGGAUCACCUGCCCCACAAGGUUCCACCACUUCGGCCGCCGGAUCGUUACGGCCUGUCAUACCAGGAGUGAUGUUUUCGAGUGUGCGACAACCACCUGUAGCUAAUGUUGAGCUGCCUCAGGCAAGGAAGGCUUCACUCGCUCGAUUUCUUGAGAAAAGAAAAGACAGAGUACGCAAAGUUCCUGUCAAGGCGGAAGGAGAAACAUCUCCCUCUCGUGACAAAUCUCCGACUCCCUCAUGUGGCAAUGCUCCCUCAAGGUCGUCUUCACCCUGUCCAGUGGGUCAGGAACGUGGGUCAUCUCCAGCCUGUGGCCAAGGUCAUCAGCCCGGUGCAUCCAGUUGUAGUGAGCCAAACUCUCCAACUAUACCUUCACAAACACCUCCCACAGAAAGUGCGUCUGAAGAGAAAUCCAGCAUUGGAACGCCGAAAAGAAAAGACGUCGAAAUGGAACAAGAAAGUCACAAGCGAGCUCGGAUCGGGAGAUCACCUCCCAGAGUCGCUGGUAGAAGCACAAAUGAUGUCAUGGAACAGCAUGAAUCGUGACUAUGAUAGUCAAGUUGUGCUAUUUAAUCUUGCAGUUAAGGUAAUUUUCUCAAGGACAUCAUUUUUUGGCUAGGCUACAAGAGCCACAGGAACGUACUUGUAAAUACCUUAAGCUGAGUCACUGGACCGUGACGCUCUAUAUCAGCUGAGAAGGACGAUGAAAGUCAGUAGUAAUCUGGAGGUAGAGCUGGUGCUUUAGUGAAAUUUUACGCCCGGCCACGUCAGUUACACUGUCCUGACGUUCGGGGAUCUGUUCUAAGUUAUGAGGUCGAUUAGAGAAUUCUCGAUUGAAUUGUAAAGGAAUCGUCACAGCAUAAAGCAUUACAGGAUCAGUUUUGUUUUCAAGUAUGAAUUCAAUCGAUCAGAUGAUCAGCGACUGAUAAGUCCAAUGAACGGGUUGAAUGGGCACCUACUUCGAAAACGCUCGAAUGGGAUUGACGAAUUACUGGCUAUGACUUGAAGCUACAGCGUAACUGAGAUUAUUUCAAUGAUAUCGAACCUUA
Physcomitrium patens is the source of this 2724-nucleotide messenger RNA. RefSeq lists its product as uncharacterized. Gene Ontology annotation, biological process: response to wounding; regulation of jasmonic acid mediated signaling pathway; regulation of defense response. Lineage: Eukaryota; Viridiplantae; Streptophyta; Bryopsida; Funariales; Funariaceae. Gene Ontology annotation, cellular component: nucleus. The record is from RefSeq and is a predicted model, not a curated record.